Microstroma glucosiphilum is the source of this 1665-nucleotide messenger RNA. Its product is annotated as iron permease FTR1. Gene Ontology annotation, cellular component: high-affinity iron permease complex; plasma membrane. Gene Ontology annotation, molecular function: ferrous iron transmembrane transporter activity. The coding region runs from base 87 to 1484 and encodes 465 amino acids. Gene Ontology annotation, biological process: iron ion transmembrane transport. Lineage: Eukaryota; Fungi; Basidiomycota; Exobasidiomycetes; Microstromatales; Microstromataceae. The record is from RefSeq and is a predicted model, not a curated record. The transcript is spliced from 4 exons.
CAGUCAGCCGAGGCACACCAGCACAAGACCCGAGGAAAGCAAGAAGAGGACGGAGUUGCAGCGCCCAAGGGUGAAAACGGGGAGCCAUGUCAGGCAUCAAUACUACCGAUGUCUUCUCGGUGGUCAUCUUCUUCAUCGCCUUCAGGGAAGCAAUGGAGGCUUCUCUCAUCAUUGGAACGUUGCUGGGAAUGAUGGAGUCUCUAGCUCGUGACCUUCUCCCAGACCGUGCUUCCUCUGCAACUUCGACGACAGUAGAAGGUGCCAACGUCUCUGAGCAUGCCGCUGCGGAUCUAGAGCAAGACCAGGAACGUAUCAAGGAGCGUAAAGUUCUGAUCAAGAAGCUUCGCAAGAUGAUUCUCUUCGGUGCAGCCACCGGUCUCGGUAUCGCAAUGGCCAUCGGUGCCGUUUUCCUCGCUAUCUUCUAUACACAGGCCAACGACUUGUACGCCAAGGCCGACGAAGCAUGGGAGUCUGCCUUCAACCUCGUCGCCAUGAUCCUCAUCACACCCAUGGCCCUGGCUCUUCUACGUGCUGAUCGUUCCAGGGGCAAAUGGCGCGCUAAGCUAGCAAAGGCCUUCGCCGGCAAGCUUACCGAACAGGAAGAAAAGGAUGACCCUUCUAGCGCUGCAGCCCACGCCGUCGGCGUCGACCCCACUGGCCACAAUUCGUCUUCGGCUGAUGACAAGACCGGCACGGACAAGAAGAGCAGCGACCCUUCUUCGCCCAAUGAGCAGCACGUUGCCGAGCUCGCCCAGUCGGGUAGCGUUGGCAGUGGUCUCUCCCAUUCUGUCAACACUCCCAAGCCAUCGCUCCGUCAACGCAUGGUCGCUUCUGUCAAGGCACCCUUUCUCAAGGCCAACCGAGGACGAACGACCCUCUUCACCAUCCCGCUCAUCACUACUCUACGUGAAGGUCUCGAAGGUGUCGUCUUCAUCGGCGGUGUUUCCCUAGGUCUCCCAGCUACGAGUAUUCCCCUUGCCGCCAUCGUGGGUCUCGCACUAGGAUUGUCGAUGGGCUUCAUCAUCUUCAAGGCUGGAGGCUUCUCCAAGAUCAGGUACUUCCUCCUCCUCUCCACCUGCCUCUUGCUCCUCAUCGCAGCAGGCAUGGCCUCCCGCUCCGUCUGGGGUAUCCAAUACUUCAUCUACGGUCGCAAAGUCGGGGAUGCAGCAGCCGAGGGCGGUUCCGGUCCAGGAUCCUACGAUGCCACAAACUACAUUUGGCACAUCGACUGCUGCAAUCCAAAUGAGAGCAGUGGUGGUAACGGUUGGGGAAUCCUCAAUUCACUAGUGGGAUGGAACAACACGGGUACAUUCGGAAGCAUCUUUGCGUACAUUGCGUACUGGUUUGUGGUUAUUGGGUAUAUGAUCUACUCCUUCUGGGUCGAGGGAAGGUUGGCAUUGGCUUACAAGUGGAAGGGAAAGAGGACGGCUCUUUGGGAGAGCAAAAAGUGCGCGGCAAAGAGGCAGCGUACGCAUGCCGCCUAGAGGAGAAGCACUAGAUGGCCACCCGAAGCGGAUAGGCAGAGGUGUAAUGGGUUCAACAUCGCCCCACACGAUUCCCUGUAAGAAUUUUCUCAUUCCCUUUCUUUCAUGUCACUCGCCUCUCUCUUACGUCGAAGAGCCCUUGCUCUCUCGACAAUGAAACAAUCAGUCACCUUUUCCUUUG